Messenger RNA from Daucus carota subsp. sativus, 1300 nucleotides. Its product is annotated as protein RDM1-like. Gene Ontology annotation, cellular component: nucleus; RNA polymerase V complex. NCBI's taxonomy places the organism in Eukaryota, Viridiplantae, Streptophyta, Magnoliopsida, Apiales, Apiaceae. Bases 630 to 1163 code for a protein of 177 amino acids. The record is from RefSeq and is a predicted model, not a curated record. The transcript is spliced from 3 exons.
UUUUGGAAGACGUUAAAAUAUCUAUAUCAAUCCUGCAAAAAAAACCAAUUUUACCUUUAUAGUAAGAAGAAGAGAUAAGUAGAGAGAACUCAGAGAAGAGAUAAGCACAAGGAGAGAAGAGAUAAGAGUAAGACAUAAGUCGUUAUCUUUGCCGCCGCCGUCAUCGGAGAUGGAGAGAAGUCGCCGUUGUCGUCGGAGGAGGAGCGUGUGCGUUUCUGUGUCUUCUUUCCAGUUGCAAAAAGGUCAGCCCCUUUCGGUUUGGGGAUAGAUCGUAACUGGGUUUGUAUAAAUUCUGUGUUUUACUUUCCUAUUUUUAAAGUCAUGUGAAAUUACCUUUUCUGCCCCUCCCGCACCGCAAUUGGCGCCCCCCUGCGUAUCGGAUCAGUGGAACGUGUCGAUACGCCACUUGGUGCACCGCGGCACACCCCCGCACCGGUCCGUAUCCCAUACGUGAUACUCCACCCAUGUGGAGUAUCCCUGCUUUCCAGCUUAUUAUCCAUCUCGUUAUAUGUUUCUUAUAGUUGUUUCUAACCCCCAUUAUAUAAUUGCUUUCAAUAAACAAAGUAGUCGAGUGGAUUCUAUCAUUUUGAAUUGUGGCGUACCUCUUCCCAGUAACUAUUUCAAAGAAUAUGGACCGCCAGAAUGCUGCAGUGAAACCAGUUGGGUUCAUAUUUUGUGAACUACAGGGAAAGAGAGAAGAGGCGGGAGAGGUUAGAUGUAGGUUUAAAAUUAUGAAGAGGGCAAUGCCAUUGGAACCAACUGACAAUGUUAUGACAACUGAAAAUGGUGUCUUCAGAAGUGCCCAAGCGUACCAAGAUUAUAUGAUGCAGCUGCCAAUCCCAACCAAGCGUGGUGCUAUCAUUCCAUUUACCUCGUGGAGUGGAUUUGGUGAUUCUACGAAACAAUUAUACAAUCAGCCUCUGCAUUACCUCACAAAUGUCUGCCUGAAGGAGUUGGAUCGAAACCGGGUUGGUGCUGAUGAUGCGAACAAAAGACUUGAUACUAUUAUCCAUCCAGCCAAAGCUGAAGUUUUCCUCUGGAUGACGGAACAAACUCACAGGCUCACUACUUCUCCACAUCAGCUGGCUACACUCUGGCAAAACAACCCCAUGUAUAAGGCUGAUAUCGAUGCCUGUGCCCCUCCCUCUGCUAAUCCAAUUUAGGGGUCUUUCAAUAGGAAAGUGAGAUUCUAGCAUUCCCUGAACACUGCAAGGGUGUAAUGAUAAUCUCCUGAUCGUGUCUUGUAAAACUUUUUAUUUCCUUUACCAUCUAUGUAUGGCGUUCUUUGGAUUGGACUGAA